AGAGCCUCUCACUUCCCAACACAGCUGCAGAAGCAUCGUCGUACACCACACACAAAAAAUGGCAGAUCUUCACACCUAUCUGUACCUUGGCCUGGCGCUCGUUUCCCUGCUCGCCGUGCAACUCGCCAGGCGUAGGCGCUCGUCGGCGGCGCAUGGCUCUGGCGCGCUGCGGCUGCCGCCGGGGCCAUGGCAGCUACCGGUCAUAGGCAGCCUGCACCACCUCGUCGGCAAGCUCCCGCACCAAGCGAUGCGCGACCUGGCGCGUCGCCACGGGCCGGUCAUGAUGCUCCGCCUGGGCGAGGUGCCCACGCUGGUGGUGUCGUCGCCGGAGGCGGCGCGCGAGGUGACCAAGACCCACGACGUGUCGUUCGCGACGCGGCCGCUGAGCUCCACCACGCGCGUGUUCAGCAACGGCGGCAGGGACAUCGUGUUCGCCCCGUACGGGGACUACUGGCGCCAGCUCCGGAAGAUCACCGUGACGGAGCUCCUCAGCGCGCGCCGCGUCGCCUCCUUCCGCGCCAUCCGCGAGGAGGAGGUCGCCGCCAUGCUGCGCGCCGUGGGCGGCUACGCGGCGGCCGGGUGCGCCGUCGAGAUACGGCCGCUGUUGGCGGCGCUCGUGUCCGACUCCACCGUGCGCGCCGUGAUGGGCGACCGGUUCCCCCACCGCGACGUGUUCCUCCGCGAGCUCGACCGCUCCAUCGAGCUCACGGCCGGGUUCAACCCGGCGGACUUGUGGCCAUCGUCGCGCCUCGCCGGCUGUCUCACCGGCACCAUACGCCAGGCCAAGAAAUGCUGGGACACGAUGUCCAGCGUCCUCGAAAGCACCAUCCAGGAGCACCUCCAGAAGAAUGGCAGCAGCGGCGGCGGCGCUGGAGCCACCGACGAGGACCUCAUCGAUGUUUUGCUAAGGAUACAGAAGGAGGGUGGGCUCCAGUUCCCGUUUGACAUGGACGUCAUCAAGUCUGUCAUCCAUAAUGUCUUUGGCGCCGGCAGCGAGACGUCGGCGACGACGCUGGGGUGGGCGAUCGCUGAGCUAAUCCGGAACCCGAUGGCGAUGAAGAAGGCGACGGCCGAGGUGAGGCAAGCCUUCGCAGCGGCCGGCGUUGUGUCAGAGGCCGCGCUCAGUGAGCUCCGAUACCUGCACCUCGUCAUCAAGGAGACGCUCCGUCUCCACCCACCGGGGCCACUGCUGCUGCCGCGCGAGUGCCGGGAGCAGUGCAAGGUGCUCGGCUACGACGUGCCGCGCGGCACACAGGUGCUGGUCAACGUCUGGGCGAUCGGCCGCGACCCGCGGUACUGGCCUGGCGGCUCGCCCGAGGAGUUCCGGCCGGAGCGGUUCGGCGACGGCGAGCCAGCCGCCGCGUUGGAUUUCAAGGGCACCGACUACGAGCUUCUGCCGUUCGGCGCCGGCCGGCGGAUGUGCCCCGGGUUGGCGUUCGGGCUCGCCAACGUGGAGCUCCCUCUCGCCAGCUUGCUCUUCCACUUUGACUGGGAGGUGCCCGGAAUGGCCGACCCGACCAAGCUCGACAUGACUGAGGCGUUCGGCAUCGGUGUUCGCCGGAAGGCUGACCUCAUCAUUCGCCCCAUACUCCGCGUGCCCGUGCCCGGCGUCUAGCCGAGGUCGCCGACGUUUCGUCGAACAUUUAAAUAUUAUCUCGUUGCGCACUACAGGUGUCACAACUCCUCAGCCAUAUGUCGCGCAGUACAUAAGCUUAUCCAACGCAACCACCAUUAUAUAUGCUCAUCCAAGCAAUAAGUCUCACUUAUUAGGAAACAUUUGGGCUUGGACCAUGAAGACCCAGCCCAACAUACUUAUAAGACCCUUCACCUUACUUUUUAUAUAUGCAUUAUGCUUAUAAAUAGAGGGUUGGAAACUCACUAUUGUACACUUGAGCAAUGGAUGAAUGAAUAAGAGUAUGUCCUACCCCUAUA
This is a messenger RNA of Oryza sativa Japonica Group (Japanese rice), 1932 nucleotides long. RefSeq names its product zealexin A1 synthase. The record is from RefSeq and is a predicted model, not a curated record. NCBI's taxonomy places the organism in Eukaryota, Viridiplantae, Streptophyta, Magnoliopsida, Poales, Poaceae. Gene Ontology annotation, molecular function: heme binding; oxidoreductase activity, acting on paired donors, with incorporation or reduction of molecular oxygen; iron ion binding.